This is a messenger RNA of Sparassis crispa, 399 nucleotides long. RefSeq lists its product as hypothetical. Lineage: Eukaryota; Fungi; Basidiomycota; Agaricomycetes; Polyporales; Sparassidaceae. Bases 1 to 399 code for a protein of 132 amino acids. The record is from RefSeq and is a predicted model, not a curated record. The transcript has 2 exons.
AUGUCCGAAGCUGAAGUGCAAGUUCCCGCUGAUGUCUUUGCCGAGGCAGCCUCGGAUCCCAGAUUGGCGGCAGCCAUCGAGCAGUUAAGUGAGGCAAUCGAGGCAGGCGCCGGAGACGAGUUGCACGUGGUCGCCAUAGACGGGGUCUUGAAGUGGACAUCGACCAACUUCGCGGGCACUGCCAAAACAUCUGACACAGGCGCCGCCCGCUACAUCGGUACCGGCUACAGUGUCGAGUAUCCGCCCACCAAGGGCACAUUUGAAUUGACCCUCACGCCGGUCACCGCGACCCUCGUCCUGAAGGAUGAUGUUGAAGGGAGGGAGGCUACAUACAAGGGGGAGGGUGUCUCGAAAGAUCUGAAUAAUACCUACAAAGGAAGGUGGGUUUGGUUUCCAUGA